AUGCAAUGGAAAUACAAAAGUUGGAAAGAACGAUGGAUUUUUGUGCUGUGGGUGAUAUUUCUUGUGCCAUUGAUCGUGGCUCAAAAAAUAGGUGAUCCGUAUAAGAUACUUGGUAUACACCGCAGAGCCACCCUUCCCGAAAUACGUAAGGCUUACAGGCAACUAGCGAAAGAGUGGCACCCUGAUAAAAAUGAAGAUCUGAAUGCUGAAUCUCGAUUUGUAGAAAUUAAACAGGCUUAUGAACUGCUGUCUGAUACAGAGAGGAGACAGGCUUAUGACCUGUAUGGAAUCACUAAUGAGGAUAACCAUAUGUACAAACAAAGACAUGACUAUAGCCAAUAUGCCAGGUUCAGCAAUGAUCCAUUUGAAGAGUUUUUUGGCACACACUUCCGAACUCAAGAUCAAGAUAUCACAUUAUUCCACAAGCUCUCAGUGACAUCACGACACUUUGAAAAUAAUAUAAUCGAAAAAAGCAUCCACACACCCGCUUUUGUUCUUUUCUACACGGAUUGGUGUUUCGACUGCGUACGAUCUGCUGCCGCAUGGAGAAGAUUGGUUGAUGCUUUGCAGCCUCUUGGUGUUACCUUAGCGACCGUCCAUGCGGGACACGAAGGGAACCUCGCCAGGCGAGUGGGAGUGCACGAGGUGCCGUGCCUCACAUUAGUACUGGAUAAACAUGUGUACAUAUAUAAGGAAGGUUUAUCCUCGAUGCCGAAAAUAUUGGAAUUCAUGCGGUGGAAGUUUCCGUAUAAGCUUGUGCGUAGUAUUAACAAUGGCAAUGUGGAGCCCUUCGUGUCAGACUUUGAGGAUAACAAGGUGAAGGCACUGAUCUUUGAAGAACGGCAAACCAUCCGUCUUCGUUACCUAGUUGCUGCAUUCCGCUACAGAGACAGAGUCGCAUUUGGGUUCGUGGACAUGACCGCUCGCGACACGCAGAACGUGACCGCUCGCUACAAGAUCCAGCGACAAACUGACACCAUGGUUCUCUUGAAGGAGGACUCCGAAGAGCCGGUCGCUACCGUCAGCACAACAGAGAUACCUACACAGACCCUACACCAGCUCAUAGAGGCAAACCAGAUGUUGACCUUACCCAGACUCUCUUCACAGAGUAUGCUGGAGAGCGUGUGCCCGGUGGAGUGGCGGUCGGCGCGGCGGCGGCUGUGCUGCGUGCUGGUGGCGGGUGUGGGCGGGGCGGGGGGGCGCGCGGCGCUGCGGGGGCUGGCGCGCGCGCACUCGCACCACGCGGACCGGCUGCACUACGCGUACGUGUACGCGCACAAGCAGCCGGACUUCCUGCACGCGCUCGCGCCCGGCGCAGGAACCGAUUCAUCUCAAAUGGAGCAUCGGGUAGUAAUAAUAUGGCGCAGGGAGACUACUCGCAUACAGUAUGAAUGGUUGAACGAAACAUGGCCGGUGUGCGCGCACCAACACUGUGUUACCGGUGAAUACCCGUCUGACCCCGUGCUGAGAGAAGAGCUGCUCAAGUAUCAGGAGCGAUUGAACGAGACAAAGAGGGCGUUGGAACAGCUCAUCAAGAGAUUGCUCAAGCCGAACGAGGUGUUGGCUUAUGAAGCUCAUGUGCAGGAGUUGGUGGACGAGGCGGGCGUGGGGCGCGUGGGCGCGGCGGCGGCGCGCGUGCGCGAGUGGGCGGAGCGCGCGCUGCAGGCGCUGCGCACGCACCACGCGCUGUCCGCCGCCUCCGUGCUCGCCACGUGCGCGCUCGUGCUCGCCGCCGGGUACCUGAUGGCGUACCUCAUUCGGGUCGAGGAGGAGUCAGUGCGACGUCAGAAAGAAGAGCGCAGGAAGCAAAGUUGCAACGGAAAGAAGAACAACAACGAACCGCAGCCUGAGAUGAGGCUGCACGAAUUGAGAGCUGAGAAAUAUAACGGACUUGUCAGAUUACUAAAGCCCGGAUGUCGGACGAUCGUUCUGCUCGUAGAUAUGCAGAGUCGAGUGCAGUUGUUGUCCAAGUUUCAUAAGAUCGUGUGGCCAUACCGCAAGAACAAGACCCUCCUGUUCGCGUACCUGAUGGUGGAGCGCAACAUCGAGUGGUUCCGGCGCGUGCUGCAGCUGUCGCUGGGCGGCGGCGAGUUGCGGGUGAACGCGCGCAACUGCGUGGGCACCGUGCUGGCCCUCAACCCGCACCGGAAGUACUUCUGUAUAUACCACGCCAAGCAUCCAGAGUGCGCUAAGCCACACAAGCGCAUGUCCCGAAUGACUCGCUCGCUGGGCGGGGGCGGGGGCGCGGGUGCGGGCGCGGGGGGCGCGGGCGCGGCCGACGGGGACCCGGAGGCGGGCGCGUUCAUCGGCUUCCACACCGAACCUGACUCCUCCUCCGCUGACGAGGCGCCAGAUCCGCCAGUACUACUACAAGAGAAUCUUCUGGAUGGUCUAGAGAACUGGUUGGACCGCCUGUUCGAAGGCAGCACUCAUCGGUACUACGUGAACUACUGGCCCGACAUGACCACCAAGUGA
Messenger RNA from Diatraea saccharalis (sugarcane borer), 2475 nucleotides. NCBI's taxonomy places the organism in Eukaryota, Metazoa, Arthropoda, Insecta, Lepidoptera, Crambidae. The record is from the annotation of a GenBank genome assembly.